Messenger RNA from Brienomyrus brachyistius, 5838 nucleotides. RefSeq names its product fibronectin type III domain containing 3A (gene fndc3a). The transcript is spliced from 25 exons. Gene Ontology annotation, molecular function: protein binding. The record is from RefSeq and is a predicted model, not a curated record. The coding region runs from base 379 to 4053 and encodes 1224 amino acids. NCBI's taxonomy places the organism in Eukaryota, Metazoa, Chordata, Actinopteri, Osteoglossiformes, Mormyridae.
UUUUUUAAAAACCGGUAAUCUUUCACAUCAGCGUAUCCUUUUGGUUGUCCUGUUUGUCUGAUGAGUCAGAUGCUGAUGUGGAGGUGUGUGUGUGUGAUUGGACACUGAUGUGGACAGAUGCGUUUCGCUGUAUGUGGCAUCGACAUGCUAUGAUAACAUGGGCUCAGGGUACAAAGACAGUGAAACACACCAGCACACAGAUUAGAGAGGAGAGCAGCUGGACCGUGUCUCUGUAUAAGCACUUCCCUUUACACACCCUCCCCUGUGCACGCUCCUCAAACACAUGCCGCUGUGUGAAUGAAUGCGUGCGCGCGUGCGUCACUCGUGCACGCGCGUGAGUAAGCUUGGCAGCGCGCCGUCUCCGAGCCAUUUUCGUGAAUGGGAGCAGCGGCGGAGGCUGACUCGCCAAUGGCCGUGCUGGGCAAAUCCCGCGGCUGCAGCCGUGCUCUGGGCGAGCCGAUUCGCUACGACGGGGACUUCCUUCGCCAGACGGAGGUCAUUUUGGUGCAGGUGAAUCCGGGUGAGGCAUUUACAAUUCAGCGAGAAGAUGGUCACUGUCAGUGUAUCACAGGCCCAGCUCAGGUCCCUAUGAUGUCCCCAAAUGGUUCCGUGCCUCCAAUUUAUGUGCCUACGGGAUACGUUUCCCAGAUCAUCGAGGAGAAUGGCGUCCGACGUGUCCUGGUUAUACCUCAGCCAGAUUUUCUUUUGGGGGCCCCCUCUGCUCUGCACCACCCUCCACCCCCACUCCCCCCCCACCUACCAGCCUUUUUGCCUCACCCAGUCGUGCUGCACCCCUCACCCCACCCGGUAUUUUCUGGCGGGGCUGGAGACCUAGCAGCUCAGUACAUGUCACACUACCAGACUGGCCAUGUUUUUUCUGAGAUCGACUCCUACGCUGUGCAGAGAUGCCCUCCUUUUGCUCCGAGGGAUGACAGGGCAGGAAAAACGUACGGCCGCUUGCAGAAGAAGCUUAAAGAGCGGCAGGGUGGCGGCGGUAGUCUGAGCCCCACCGCCGAGGGGGCGAGGAGUCCUUCUCCGUCGCCACAGAAAGCCUACAGCACUCCAUCUCCGAAUAAGAUGUGCAAUGGUGGUCAGGGGGCAGAGGCGGAGAAGGACAUGGGGCAGGACAGUGAGAGGCAGACAGCGUGGAGUAAUGAGGGCUGCAAGGGGGGAGAGAACCUGGGAGUGGAUGUGGAAUCAGAAGCCCUCGAUGAGGAAUCUUUAGCUCUGCAAGCUGCACUGUCUACAAUCAGCAAACCAAAAGUGACUGAUGUUCAAGCACGUACGGCACUGCUAUCCUGGAGUGCCCCCAUCCCACCAGACAAUGUGGACAGUGGCAUUGAGGUCCAAAAUGAGCUCCGCAAAGCUCUGAGUUAUGAGGUCAUCGUUUCCUGUGGGGAUGAGAAGGACGGGAUGUACCAUGUGGUGUACAGAGGUGAUGAACUAAGCACGAAUUUAGAAGAAUUAAGACCAGCGACGGACUACGGCGCAAGGAUCCGCGCUGUAUGUCGGCAUUUACGUGGCGAUCGCUCAGAAGCCGUCACCUUUACCACUCUCAGCUGUGCCCCCGACACACCCAGCGCCCCCUGGAGGACGGGUGGAACUAAGAGCACCAUCAGCUUGCAGUGGAAGGCCCCUUGUGACAAUGGUUCCAGAAUCGACAACUACGUGCUACAGUGGGAUGAGGGGAAAGGAACGGAAGAAUUCGAGCAGUGCUACUAUGGACCAGACCAAGAGUACCAAGUGUGUGAUUUAAUGCCUUCCUCAAGAUACUGCUUUCGCGUCGCAGCCAAAAACGAAAAGGGUUUGAGCAGCUUCAGUGAAGUGGCUGAGAUGUUCACCUCCGGGGGUGUGCCCAGUGCCCCCCCUGCUCCAGAGCUGACCAAGUACGGAGCCAGCUGGCUGAGCGUACAGUGGCAGCCGUCUCCAGCUCCCCCCAGUGGGGACUCUGUGAAGUACAUCCUGGAGGUGGAUGAAGGCGCCACGGGAUGUAAUUUUCAGCCGAGAUACGAUGACUACAAAAGCAGCUGCACUAUUGAAAACCUUCGGCAGAACGCAAAGUACAAGGUCAGGGUGAGAGCUUAUAACACAGAAGGCAAGAGUAACCCCAGCAAGGUUUUGCAGUUUACCACCUGUCCAGGGUGUCCUGGGGGACUUUCCCUGAGGGGUGCAGUGCUGCCCACCAGCUUCAGAGUGAUCUGGGAACCCCCCAAUGAUGAUGGAGGAUCAGUAGUUAUCAAGUACGUGCUGGAGAAAUCAGCGGACCUAAAUGGUAACUCCUGGGAGCCAGCAUAUAGUGGGCCUGCUGUGGAGUAUCUGCUUGAGGGCUUGAAGCCUGGUGCCGCCUACCAGACAAGGGUCUACUGUGUCAGUGAGGCAGGCCGCAGUGAACUGUCAGACAUCCUGCGCGUGCAGACCCCUGCAGUGCCCCCAGGGCCGUGUCUCCCACCCAGGGUGGUAGGAAAGCCAAAGGCGCGGGACGUUCAGCUCCGCUGGGGCCCCCCGCAUGAAGACGGGGGCAGCGCUGUGACCUGUUAUACCUUGGAAAUGGAAUGCACGCGUGAUGAGGCGUACAAGGUGGUGCACCAGGGUCCCGAGCUGGACUGUAUUGUCACCGGCCUGCUGCCGGCCACAUCUUACAGCUUCCGUCUGCAAGCGAGCAACAAAGCUGGGUCUGGGCCGUACUCUGACUGCUGCGAGGUGAUCACAGGACCAUGUGCCCCAGAAGCAGGUAGAGCCCCCCAGGGGAUCUGCAGAUCCCCUACGUGUGUACUGGUCAGCUGGGAGACUCCGCCCUGCAAUGGUGCCCCGGUAACUGAGUUCCGUCUGGAGAGGGCCGUAGCUGAUGGCAGCAUGCACGUGUGCUACUCAGGACCUGGGACGAUGCACGAGCUCAGGGGCCUACAGCCGGCCACUGCCUACUACUUCCGGGUUCAAGCGGUGAACGCAAUGGGAGCCGGCCCCUUCAGCGAAACCACGUCCUGCCAGACCCCCAGCUCGGUGCCCGCGGCUGUCGGCAGCAUCCAGGCCCUCAGCGAACCAGAGCUGCUCAAGGACCCCGGACCGGAUGCGGUUUACUGCCCUUCCUCCUGCCUGGGUCUGCGGUGGGAGGCGCCCUGUGACCACGGUGCAGAGAUCAUCUCCUACAUCAUCGACCUUGGUGAACGUCAGCCCAUCCAGGUGGGACGCAUCACAAGAUACAUCAUCCAGCACCUGCAGCCUGACACUUCCUAUAAGAUACGCGUCCAGGCCCUUAACAGCCUGGGUGCUGGCCCCUUCAGCCCCACGGUGAAGAUGAGGACCAGACCCCACCCCCCGCAGCCACCGCGCCUCGAGUGUAUCGCCUUCAGCCACCAAACGCUCAGGCUGAAGUGGAGCGAGGGCUGUGUUCGAGCUGCCCAGUCAGAAAUCCUGCAGUACCAGCUCCAGAUGGAGGACAGGAACGGCAGGUUCAUUUGCUUGUACCGGGGUCCAUGCCACACUCAUAAAGUACAGAGGCUGGUCGAAUCUACCUCUUAUAACUUUCGCAUCCAAGCUUUCAAUGAUGGAGGAGAAGGACCUUUCUCCGAUAUCUACACGUUUACCACCUUGUGCUGCCCGCCUGCCCCUCCCAAAGCCCCACGACUAGAGCGUCUGAAUGACUACACCUGUGAUGUCAGCUGGGAGGCCGUGCCCCCCAUGAAUGGGGAUCACAUUAUCUACACGCUGCAGUGCAUGUUGGGAAACACAGAGUUCAAACAGGUCUACAGGGGAUCUGAGAUAUCAUAUCGAGCCACAGGUCUGCACCCCAGCAAUGAGUAUCGCUUCAGGGUUGGCGCCAUCCGGCAGUGCAGCUCACCACCUGACCUGUCAGGACCAUACAGCGGCAUCGUCAUGCUCUUACCCCUGUGUGUCGAGGGGGCGGCGGCGGCGGACGCCGGCGUCGGCGGGACAGAAGCGGGUGAGGCUGGCUGUAGCCUGACGGAUGAACAGUGUGCCGCCUUAAUCUUGGCGCUAUUUGCCGUCACCUCCAUCCUCAUCGCUGUCGUCAUCCAGCACUUUGUCAUCAAGUGAGGCCCGUCUGACCACAGGCCAUCCGCCUAAAGAUUGAUCCCGCAUCUCUCUCUCUCUUCCCCAUGAAACCCGUCCUCAGUGGUUCGCGAGACACGAACAGGACAGAAACAGCUAGAGCAUUAAAUCCUAGAAAAGUCAACGCAGUUUUGAAACUUUAAUAUGCUGUCGUGCCGUUGUUGUCCACCUUCCGGUGCUGCUGAAGCUACAUUCAUUUCCAUUUUAAUUUGGUCAUUAUCUAAGAGCAAAGCGGAGAUUCAGCCAGGUUAUGUGAUCUUGUAUUCCGAGUUUAAGAAGCUACAGCAGUCAGUUGUACAACAGGCUUUCUGCCUCAGUCUUUAUAGAAGAAAAUAAUAAUAAUAAUAAUUCAAACUUGUCUGCAGGUGCCGAGUAUCUGACACGGAAUCCUCUUAAUUUAUGUUGCUGUAAACCAUGGUUAUGUUAAGUUAAGCAUCAAAAUGCAAACUGAACCCAAUUUUAUGACUAAAUAAACUACAGCUGUAGCGAAUCACAAAUCCGGAAUAAUUAGCCGCAGGAAUUUGCUACAUUUAGCGGAGUUUAUCUGUGUUUUUCUCCCUUUUUUUCAUCUCGUGAUAAAUUUGUCACGUUUUGAGUCUUAUGACGUGUUGCCACGUCAGGAUUCUUUUACCUCAUUUUGAUUUGGAAUCAUAACCAUCCGGUUUUAAAGCACCUAAGAUUGAUUUAUUUAUAAUUACUUACUCUCUCAGUUUCACUUCAUGUUCACGGAAUUACCUGAAUAUUCUAUUUUUAAAUUAAAAUUUUUAAAUUAAAGUACCUUAUUUUUUUAAUAUAUUUUCAGUUCUAUAUGUACACUCUGUGUAUGUAUAUGUGUGUGUAAUUUUUAGUACAAAAUGCCAAAAGUCAUUAACAACUGAAGUAACACCUGUCAUCACCUGUUUAGCUUUUCCUGAGAUGUAAUGUUUAAUAUCUAUGACAGAUAACACUUAAGGUUCAGCCAGACUUAUUGCUGUGUUUCGAUUAUAUGAGCUCAUAAGGUAGUUGUGACUAAUAUAUACUAUAUAUAGUCACCACUACCUUCUAACUAUAUAGACAAAUUAUGGCAUUCAGUAUGUAGGGAUUAACUGUAGAAAUAAAUUUUAAUUGGAUUGACUGCAGCAUUUGCUCCUGUUUUUCAAGGGGAAAAAAAUAUUUUUGAUAGUGACUAAAUGUAAUUGUAAAAUGUGACAUCUGAAAAUUUGGAAUAUAGUUUAGAAAUCAUGCUUAGUAAAAGAGAAGAUCGUAAGGGUGUACAGUGCUGUGCAGAGGUCAUCAGCAGUCAGGAAACGUUUAAAUCUAUUUCUCAUGGUAGUAAGUGUUUAUUUGCUUAGGAAAAAACACAUAUUUUAAAAUUAGAACAUUAACAAUAAAAAAUUAAUUGAUAAUUAAUUAGGUAGAUUUGUUAAAUCACUCACGGGGUGUUGAUUAGACUUGGGCUUGUUACAUGGUUACUGCAAAUGCUGGUGUGACUUUACAGGAGGAAUUAUUAAGCUGACAUAAUAGUUUUACACCAACCUGACGAUCUUUUAAGUACCAUUUUCUUUAGCUACCUAAGACUUUUUGCACAUUACUGUAAGUGACCGUUCUUCUAUGGUUUUAAUGUGGGAUAAUGUGUCUCUUUGUCUUGUACAUUCCACAACGAAGGCUACAGAGUAAAUCAUUGUGAUUUUGUGCACCAUUGCCGUAGGCUGGUAUAGCUGAUGUGAUAAUCUUAUAGACAUCAUAUCAAAUGGAUGAUCUAUGCACAAUAAAAGCAGAUUCUCAUUUGCA